This is a messenger RNA of Trichogramma pretiosum, 1797 nucleotides long. RefSeq names its product probable tRNA (guanine(26)-N(2))-dimethyltransferase (gene Trm1). The transcript has a single exon. Gene Ontology annotation, biological process: tRNA N2-guanine methylation. The record is from RefSeq and is a predicted model, not a curated record. NCBI's taxonomy places the organism in Eukaryota, Metazoa, Arthropoda, Insecta, Hymenoptera, Trichogrammatidae. Gene Ontology annotation, cellular component: nucleus. Gene Ontology annotation, molecular function: RNA binding. The coding region runs from base 33 to 1757 and encodes 574 amino acids.
GCUACGAUGCGUAUCAAUCGAAUCGACUGCGAAUGCGUACAGCACGCCUUCAGACUCUCGCGUGGCGAGUCAGCAUGUGCGUGCGGCUAACUGCUGUGCUCUGUUGUAGUCGGACGGCGUAUAGGUUAGACAGGUUGUUUUCACGUGCGGCAACGUCAACAAAUCGACUGAUAAAUAAUAACAAAAUGGAAAAUAUUGAAGAAAUUGAAAGUGUUAAUGGACAGCCGGAGGUGCUGCAAGAGGGCAAGGCAAAAAUUUUAAUUGACAAAAAAAAUAUAUUUUACAAUCCUGUGCAAGAGUUUAAUAGGGACUUGAGUGUAGCCGUUUUAACACAAUUCUCGAAAGAUUGGACAGACAAAAUGAACAAUGAUCCCAAAAUUGUGGAAAAAAGAGGUCUUAGAGUCUUGGAGGCUCUAUCAGCUACUGGUCUAAGAAGUAUAAGGUAUGCCAAAGAAGUGCCUGGUAUUGAUGAAAUUGUCGCUAAUGACAUAUCCGUCUCAGCUGUGGAGGCAAUUAAGAAAAAUGUAGUUUUUAAUCAAGUUGACAGUAUUGUUAAGCCUCAUGCUAAUGAUGCUACAAUGGUAAUGUAUGAGAACAGGAGAAACAAGUUUGAUGUUAUUGAUUUAGAUCCUUAUGGUUGUCCAAGUAUAUUUUUGGAUGGCGCUGUUCAAAGUAUCAAAGAUAAUGGAUUGCUGUUAGUGACAGCUACAGACAUGGCUGUGUUAGCUGGUAAUUCUCCUGAAACUUGCUACGUCAAAUAUGGAGCAGUCUCUUUAAAAUCUAAGUCUUGUCACGAAAUGGCUUUGAGAAUUCUAUUACAGCAUAUAGCCAGUCAUGCAGGAAGAUAUGGCAAAGUUAUUACUCCAUUACUUUCUGUAAGUGCUGAUUUUUACAUUAGAGUAUUUGUGAAAAUUCACACUAGUCAGAAAUCUUGCAAACAAAAUACAAGUAACUUAGGUAUGGUAUAUCAGUGUACAGGCUGCAAGACUUUAAAUAUUCAACCUCUGGGUAUCAUGCCUUCUGAAAAUUCUUAUAAAAUACCAGCAGCUCCUGUCGUAGAUAAGCAUUGUGAGUUUUGUAAAUACAAACAUCAAAUGGGUGGUCCUUUGUGGACAGGUAAACUUCACGACAAAGACUUUGUACAUAAAAUUUUAGAAAAUAUAGAAAGCGAAGAAGAAAACAAUAUCCAAUCUUUAGGAACAAUCAGAAGGAUACAUGGAAUGUUAUACGUCAUUGAAGAAGAACUAGAAGUUCCUUUAUAUUACCAACUAGAUCAAUUAACAUCAACCAUAAGAGGAAAUGUACCGCCUAUGUCUACCUUUAGAUCAGCUAUAUUAAAUGCAGGACAUCAAGUCUCUUAUUCUCAUGCUAAUAAGUAUUCCAUAAAAACAGAUGCACCAAAUACUGUAAUAUGGGAUAUAAUUAGGGCUUGGGAAAAAGAGAAUCCAGUGAAAAGAGAAAAAUUUGUCGAGAAUAGUCCAGGCCUGGCCAUCCUUGAAACGGAAACAAAAAUAAAUGUAUCAUUUGAAAAACAUCCUAAUGCAGUGCCACAGUCGCAGCAGAAAAAAAUGACUCGCUUUCAAUUAAAUCCAAGUGCAUACUGGGGUCCUGGUACAAAAUCCACAACAAUAGUUCAGGAUCAGCGAGCACAAAGCAAAAGGGAGAAGAACCAAAACAAAAAUAAGCGUAAAAGAGAGAGAAAUGCCAAAAAUGAUGAAAGUAUGGAAGAAAAAAAAGCCAAUACAUCUGCUGAAUAAAGUUUUGUUUGUAAAUACUGAUAGACAAUAAAAAUAUUUU